Ananas comosus (pineapple) is the source of this 625-nucleotide messenger RNA. RefSeq names its product DNA-directed RNA polymerase subunit 10-like protein. Gene Ontology annotation, cellular component: RNA polymerase III complex; RNA polymerase II, core complex; RNA polymerase I complex. The record is from RefSeq and is a predicted model, not a curated record. Lineage: Eukaryota; Viridiplantae; Streptophyta; Magnoliopsida; Poales; Bromeliaceae. The coding region runs from base 107 to 322 and encodes 71 amino acids. Gene Ontology annotation, biological process: tRNA transcription by RNA polymerase III; transcription by RNA polymerase II; transcription by RNA polymerase I. Gene Ontology annotation, molecular function: zinc ion binding; DNA binding; DNA-directed RNA polymerase activity. The transcript is spliced from 4 exons.
UUCAGGCCUAUUCCCUAUAAAUAGUUUGCGCCGCUCGUCGCCGACUCCGACCAACUCGCGAAGAGUGUCGAUUCGACAUUCACAGCGGCGCUCGGAGGAGGCGAAGAUGAUCAUCCCCGUUCGCUGCUUCACCUGCGGAAAGGUGAUCGGAAACAAAUGGGACACCUACCUUGAUCUCCUCCAAGCCGAUUACACCGAGGGGGAUGCCCUUGAUGCUUUGGGCUUGGUGCGCUACUGUUGCAGGCGAAUGCUUAUGACCCAUGUGGACCUCAUUGAGAAGCUUCUCAACUACAACACUCUUGAGAAGACCGAGCCAAGCUAACCUGGCAAUGGAUUGCAUGAGGAUCUUUCUGCUAGUAGUCUUUUUUUCGUGGAGGCUAGGAAUGCUAUAGUGGUAGCCAGGUGCAAAACUAUGUUUGGAGUCAGUAACAGACAUAACCUGAUGCAAGGAUACAUUUGGUUACUGUAUCGAGUGUGGUUUUGUGAUGUGUCAGCGCACGUGAUUUCAGAUAGGGCUUUAUACUGUUUGUUGUGAUGAUUUACGGACACUAAACUAUUAAAUUACUGCUUUGCUCCCCUGAUGUGUUAAUGGGUACUUUUUGUGCAUGUUGAUGCUUUCUCCAGA